Messenger RNA from Punica granatum (pomegranate), 1006 nucleotides. The record is from RefSeq and is a predicted model, not a curated record. NCBI's taxonomy places the organism in Eukaryota, Viridiplantae, Streptophyta, Magnoliopsida, Myrtales, Lythraceae.
AAGUUACAAGUGGAUAAUAUAUAGUUAACCCUAGCUUAGAUAACCCCAUUUUUCUCUAUGUCUAUUUCGCUCGUAAUUUCCCAGAACCAACUCAUCAGAUCUCUCAGCUUGGAAAAAACAUUCGUAUCUUACUUAUAAAUAGCUGCUUAAUUGUGUUGGGUGCCGCCAUGUCCAUGUUAAAGUUUUAGGAUCUGCAUGCACGCACCGAUAAAUCAGCUGAAGGUUUCUUCAUUUUUCUAUGUUCAUCUGUUUAUGAGUAGCAGCUGGAAACUGAGGCUCAAUACAGUUUAAAGGACCAUAUAUGGAAGGUAAUAGGGCACCGGAAUUACCUGCAGAUGGUUAUGAAUGGAAAAAAUACGGCCAGAAGUUCAUCAGAAAUAUCGGAAAAUUCAGGAGCUAUUUCAAGUGUCAAAGAGCUAACUGCAAUGCGAAGAAACGAGCUGAGUGGUCUGCCUCGGAACCAGGCGAUCUACGGGUCGUUUAUGAAGGGAUCCACACCCAUGGAGGGCCGCCUUCAGGUCCAGAUUCGGGCUCGUCGCAGGGUGGCUCCUCAGCCGAUGCCAACCGCUACAACCUGCUGACACAGGUGUUGGGAGACCAAACACCACCUCAUGACCCUAGUCAGACCGGACACCAAUACAACUAAACUGGCUAAGAAGUUACUAUCCCCGCAUUUCUCUGAUCAGCUUAUGGAGAUGACCCAAGCUCUCUGAGAAUAAUGUCGCCGGCUUCUCUAUUUCGGAUAUCAGCAAAAUGGACUUAUCAUGCCAAGCAUGUCGAUGGAUAGAGUACUAAUUAAUAGAAGAAUCGAGUGCAUAAUACUGCAGAAGUACUUUAUCAAAGUACACGUGCAUAUACGAAUGCAAUAAUAUUCUAAUUUUUGUUAACGAGAUAUAUAACAUACGAUCUUGUGACUUAAAUACCGUGUCGAUCGGCUUUCAGAUCUAAUUUGUACACUUCUUUCUUUGUUUUUCCAGGUGUUCUAUGCUAAGUACAUUGCACAUUA